AUGCAAAGAGAAAAUGAUAGGGCACAUUAUGUAUACAGCUAUGACCAAGGUAACUUUGCAUAUAGAUGUCAAAGUGGUAGAGUGAAUUAUAAUAUGGAAACUCCUAGAAAUUAUGAGAGAGCAUCCAGAAUAGGCCCAAACUCAAAUAUAUAUUGUCAAGUGAAGAAUGGUAUAGCCAGUAAACCUAUAAAAUCAAUAGAUAUAAAUAAUAAUUAUAAGGAACUAAAAGAAUAUAAUUGGAAGCAUAUUACAUCUAACACUUUUUAUGGAGACCCUGGACCUCACUUAGCAAAUAUAUACUCAGUUCCAGAAGAUCUCAUUAGGUACUAUGAAAUUUAUGAUGGAAUAAGUGGAGUAUUAGGACGUGGAGCUUAUUCAAGUGUAUUUAAGAUAAGAAGUAGAAGGAGUGGUCAAAUAUAUGCACUGAAGGUAAUGAGUAUAGAACACUUUACAUGUAGAGGACUUGGCAACCAACUCAAAAGAGAAGUAGAUUUACAGUCUAUGUGCUGCCACUCAAAUAUUGUAAAGCUAUAUAGACAUUAUGAGAAAGAUAGAUAUAUAUUCCUUAUUCUAGAAUUUGUUGAAACAAAUUUAUUUAAUAUUAUUCAUUAUAAUAAAUAUAAAAGAAAGAACUUUAAAAGUGGUUCAUAUAAAUCCCCAAAUAGAAUAAGAUAUGGAGAAUGUUUAACUAAAAAAUUGGAUGAGGAAUGCCAAUUACUUUCUACAAGUGAAAUAAUUCACUAUAUUACUCAGCUUCUAAAAGGUAUAAAUUAUUUACAUAGUAGAAAUAUAAUUCAUAGGGAUAUAAAGCCUGAGAAUAUUUUAUUAACUUCAGAUAAUAUUGUAAAGAUAGGAGAUUUUGGAUGGUGUGGAGAUUUAAAUAGAAGUUGUUCUUCUAUUGCUGGCACAUUUUGUUAUAUGGCACCAGAAAUUCUUAAAGGUCAGUGUCAAACUUCAAAAGUAGAUUGUUGGAGUAUUGGCAUUGUAUUAUAUGAAUUAUUAGUUGGCAAAGUUCCAUUCCCACAACCUUAUGUAGGGGAUGAUCACAAUAAUAGUUGCAUGACAACAAUUAUGUUGAAUUCAAUAAGAGAUUUACAUUAUAUCCCAAAACCAAGUAAUGUAUCGUAUGAUGCUUGGGAUCUUUGCUGUUGGUUAUUAAGAUAUUAUCCAAGUGAAAGAGCUUCUGCAGCAGAGGCUUUAAAUCAUCCAUAUUUGAAGAAUUCAAGUUAUGAAGUGUGGAAUUCCAGCAUACCCAUAGACAAAAAAAUAUCAUUUAACUUGCGAAAUUGUCAAGGUGAUUACAUUUCACAAAGAAUUCAUCCAAAAAUUUCACAGAAUUAUCGAGAUAUUUCUAACUGUAAACUAGGAAAUAAUCAAUAUACAAAGAUUCACGAUAUUUCUUCACCAGCUUUACCAAUAGUGGCAGUACCUACCCCUAAGAAUACUUCUAAAAAUUCAGUAACACCUAAAAAUAGACAAGUUAGUCGAAUGGUUUCUGAGACUCCAAUAUAUUAUGAUAAUUUUUAUAACACAAAUGAAGCAAGAAAUACACAGAGAUAUUAUCAAGUGUCAAAUUUACAUAAAGAUAUUGAAUAUAAGAAGAUACAAAACUUUAAAGACAUUCCAACUACAGAGACAGUUAGAUUAGGAAUAUCCCCAACUUUAAUAUAUCCAAAAAUAUCUCCUGUUUUAGAUGUAAAAAAUCUACCUAAUAGAUAUGUGAGUCAACCUCCACCAAUAAAUCGAACUCCAAAUAAUAGUAUUAACCACACAAACUAUUAUAUGAUUAAUAGAUCUUCUAAUUUCGAUGGGAAUUUAUACCGACAAUAUAAAUAUUAA
Messenger RNA from Cryptosporidium muris RN66, 1839 nucleotides. Its product is annotated as protein kinase domain-containing protein. Lineage: Eukaryota; Apicomplexa; Conoidasida; Eucoccidiorida; Cryptosporidiidae. The transcript has a single exon. Gene Ontology annotation, molecular function: protein kinase activity; ATP binding. The coding region runs from base 1 to 1839 and encodes 612 amino acids. The record is from RefSeq and is a predicted model, not a curated record. Gene Ontology annotation, biological process: protein phosphorylation.